Messenger RNA from Manis pentadactyla (Chinese pangolin), 5638 nucleotides. It is a transcript of the gene PRDM5, whose product is annotated as PR/SET domain 5. Bases 653 to 2431 code for a protein of 592 amino acids. NCBI's taxonomy places the organism in Eukaryota, Metazoa, Chordata, Mammalia, Pholidota, Manidae. Gene Ontology annotation, cellular component: nucleus. The record is from RefSeq and is a predicted model, not a curated record. Gene Ontology annotation, molecular function: RNA polymerase II cis-regulatory region sequence-specific DNA binding; protein binding; DNA-binding transcription activator activity, RNA polymerase II-specific. The transcript is spliced from 17 exons. Gene Ontology annotation, biological process: regulation of transcription by RNA polymerase II.
AUGCAGGGGCAGAACUAUGUAUAUUAACCAUUCACUCAGGGAGCUGGAGCAGGGCAGGUCUGCACGCUGCGGCGCCGGGCCCGGGUGCGGGAGGAUCCGCUAGGCUUGGCUCGCGGGCGGCAGGGUGUGAGGCUCCGGGGUCAGCUCUGCCCCGGGCUCCGCGCCCGGGCGCAACUUUGGGCCAAUCAGCGCGUGGCGUCCCAGAGCCCGCAGCACCCUGGCCCGCGCCCCCUGCGCCCCCGCGGCAGCACCGGCCCCGGCGGCUUCGGGCCGAGCCUGACCCGGGACGAGGAGGGGCCGAGCCGCGGGGGAUCCUGGAAUUGGCCGGGAGGUGGGGAUUCUGGGAGGAAAACUCCAUUUCCUCCUUCCCCGCCGGCCUCUCCCCUCCAGCCGGCACCCCAAAUCUCGAUGUGUCGCCUCCCGGGCACCGAGCGCCGGUGCUGAGCGAGGCGGCAGCCGCCGUGGCCGGGAACAUGCUGGGCAUGUACGUGCCGGACAGGUUCUCCCUGAAGUCCUCCCGGGUUCAGGACGGGAUGGGGCUCUACACGGCCCGCAGAGUGAGAAAGAAACAGCAAAGAAGCACCCUUGUAGCCUGGGCAUUGGGCUGGUCUGAGAGGGUGAAAAGUUUGGACCGUUUGCUGGAGAGAAGAGAAUGCCAGAGGACUUGGAUGAAAAUAUGGAUUACAGGUUGAUGUGGGAGGUUCGUGGGAGUAAGGGAGAAGUUCUAUACAUUUUGGAUGCUACCAACCCACGACACUCCAACUGGCUUCGCUUUGUUCAUGAGGCACCAUCUCAGGAGCAGAAGAACUUGGCUGCCAUUCAAGAAGGAGAAAACAUUUUUUAUUUGGCAAUUGAAGAUAUAGAAACAGAUACAGAGCUUCUGAUUGGCUACCUGGACAGUGACAUGGAGGCUGAUGAGGAAGAACAGCAAAUUAUGACAAUGAUCAAAGAAGGGGAAGUUAAAAAUUCUAAAGGAAAAUCAGCAGCUGGCAGAAAAGGAUUACCUCUAAAUGAUUGCUUUGGCUGUAAAGAGGACUAUGCUUGUCCCCACUGUGAAUCGAGUUUUGCCAGUGAGGAAAUUCUUGCUGAGCAUCUUCAGACAUUGCACCAGAAACCCACAGAGGAGAAAGAAUUUAAAUGCAAGAACUGCGGGAAGAAAUUCCCAGUUAAGCAGGCUUUGCAAAGACAUGUUCUUCAGUGCACAACGAAAAGCAGUCCCAAGGAUUCUUCACGAAGUUUUCAGUGCUCUGUUUGCAAUUCUUCCUUCAGUUCAGCAUCGAGUUUUGAGCAGCACCAGGAGACUUGCCGGGGAGAUGCCAGGUUUGUGUGUAGGGCUGAUAGCUGUGGCAAGAGGCUGAAGAGCAAGGAUGCCCUGAGAAGACACCAGGAAAAUGUCCAUGCUGGAGAUCCUAAGAAAAAGCUCAUAUGUUCAGUGUGCAAUAAGAAGUGUUCUUCAGCUUCAAGCCUGCAGGAACACAGAAAGGUUCAUGAGAUAUUUGAUUGCCAAGAAUGUAUGAAGAAAUUUAUUUCAGCUAAUCAGCUAAAACGUCAUAUGAUCACCCACUCAGAAAAACGGCCCUAUAAUUGUGAGAUUUGUAAUAAGUCUUUCAAGAGGCUUGAUCAAGUGGGUGCCCACAAAGUGAUACACAGUGAAGAUAAACCAUACAAAUGCAAGCUUUGUGGAAAGGGAUUUGCCCACAGAAAUGUUUACAAGAAUCACAAGAAGACCCACUCUGAAGAGAGACCAUUCCAAUGUGAGGAAUGUAAAGCUUUGUUCCGGACCCCAUUUUCUUUGCAGAGACACCUGCUCAUACAUAACAGUGAGAGGACUUUCAAGUGUCAUCACUGCGAUGCUGCCUUUAAAAGGAAGGACACCUUAAAUGUUCAUGUCCAGGUGGUCCAUGAAAGACACAAGAAGUACAGAUGUGAGCUCUGUAACAAGGCAUUUGUUACACCUUCAGUGCUUAGAAGUCAUAAGAAAACACAUACAGGAGAAAAGGAGAAAAUCUGCCCUUACUGUGGCCAGAAAUUUGCCAGUAGUGGUACCCUGAGAGUUCAUGUCCGUAGUCACACAGGUGAGCGCCCCUAUCAAUGCCCUUACUGUGAGAAAGGAUUCAGUAAAAAUGACGGACUGAAGAUGCACAUUCGUACUCACACCAGGGAGAAGCCAUACAAGUGCUCUGAGUGCAGCAAGGCCUUCAGCCAGAAGCGAGGCCUGGAUGAGCACAGGAGGACACACACGGGAGAAAAGCCUUUUCAGUGUGAUGUUUGUGACUUGGCGUUUAGCCUGAAGAAAAUGCUGAUCCGACACAAGAUGACUCAUAAUCCCAAUCGUCCACUGGCAGAAUGCCAGCUUUGCCAUAAGAAGUUUACUAGAAAUGACUACCUCAAAGUGCACAUGGACAAUAUCCACGGCGAACCUGACAGCUAAUGGUAGCUGUAAAGGAACUGAACCACUCAGAAAGGCUCCUAAUAUGAAACCCAGAUUUCCCUCACCUGCUUAGCACAGCAGAGUAUACAAAGUAAUUCACUGGUCUCAUAGCUCUUAUUUGCCUACCUUCAGAGUCCAUAGUUGCAUAUGCAAAAACAAAAAAACAAAAAACCCUACUUUUACUAAGGAAUGGUACAAAUGGGAAAAAAAUAACUUUAUCGCCUCGCAAAAUGCUACUUGUGCUCUGUUUUAUAAAAUUGGAAAAAGGAUUCAUGGCUCUCCUUGGCCAUUUCUCUGUAAUGAAGGUUAACAUACUCCCUAUUAGGCCUUUUUAUUGUUAGCUUUGUGUGUGUGUGAGGGUGUGUGUGUCUGUGUGUGCACAUGUGCACAUGCUGAUUAUUGCACCCUGUCAUUACUAAUAUAGCCAGAAAGAAAUUAAGAUAUACAAGAUAUUAUACUGCAGGUAAGGAUAAGGACAAGAGUUUUCAAAGUCUCAAGUAUUAUAACUGGAUAAAACUUGCUAUUUGAUAAAGAGGUAUUUAAGAACUAAAAUGUCUAUUGAAAUAUUGCUCAUUUUAGACAGUUCUUAGGAGACAUUAUUUCCUCUCCUCAUUUAGAUGCAGACAUUCAUGGUCUGGAAUACUUUCAUAAGAUCUAUAUAAAAACAACCAUGACACUUAAAUAUUUACCAAGAUGAUCCUCCUGAGUUUAUACCAGUUACCCUUAGAAAUUAACAAUCUACAAAUGUAUAUAUCUAAAAAUUGAAGCAGAAUAGGUUUUCAAUAUUUGCUGACUAAUGGAAAGGCAGUACAGCAGUACCGUUAAAUAUUAGUUAUGAUAAACCUAGCUCUUUACCUUCUCAUUCCCUAAAAGCACACAGAACUUGUUCCUGCAGGUAUAAUAGAUUCCUCAGAGCAUUCAUAUUCUGUUUCGCAAAAGACAUUUGCCAGAGAGAGUCUUGGCAGUAGGUAAUUGUGAAACAGUUUUGAUUUACCCUCAGUCAUCCUAUAUAAUUAGGAAUCCAGAAUAAAAAAAUACAAAGCCUGGCAAUUGUUAUGUUUGAAAAUAUCACUGAUGCUUGAGGGAAAUUAAGGCAAGAAGCUUAAUUUCUUCCUCUAGGUUACAUUUCAAUGAUAUACUUAAGAGCAACAUAUAAUGAGCAGCUUGUUUGGGGAGACAAUAGGAUAAAAUGUAGUAGUAGUGUCAGAAUAGCCUGGAGGAAUUCAAAAACGAGAAGAUAAUUCAUGAAGCCCAAAUCUUGAACUUCUAUUUGCAGUCCACUCAAAAGAGAGCAAGUAUAAUUUUAAAGAAGUUAUUUGAUUGUAGUGAUUUAAGAAGAAAAGUUGUCAGAAGAUAUGGUUCCUUAUCGUCAGGAAUCUUAUUUUAGAAUUGUAUUUAUGCUCAGUUUCAGUUUUAAAAAGAAACAUAAAGAUUCAAUAUUGAUAUAUAAACUAUAAAAUACUAAAUUUGAAACUCAGAAGUGAUAACUUUAAAAAGUAUAAAUCCCAGAUUAUAAUUAAAAGAUAACAAGUAUGGUUAUAUAGAGUAUUUUGUAUCUGAAAUUAUAGACUAUGUUUUAUAAAAAUAGACUUUGGCCUUGUUUCUCAAUAUGUCAUUUGUUUCAACAGUAUAUUUUUAGAUCUGAAGUGUUUUCAAUUUAACAUGACAGUGUGCUUACUAUGAUUUGAAUAUAAAAGGACAGCUGUAAAAUGUGGUAGUGUGUGUUAUUCAAACAUGUCUGUUCAUUCCUCUGGGUGCUGCCUUCUCUGUAUGGGAUUCUUCAUAUCCCAAUUACGUGGUGAAUGUGAAAGUCGAAAAGAAGCCAAAUACCAAUUUUGCAUAAUUUCAGUGACACAAUUUUCAGGGCUGCUGGGGAGGUCUUCCUCACACCCAUGUUAUUGCCGUCCUGCUGAGGAAAUUGAUGAGGGAGAGGUGCUGGGUCUCUUCAAAGCACUGAACCCCAAACAGGUCCUUACACAACUAUUUGCAUGCUGUCACCUUUUACCCAAAGGUGAUCAUUUAUGAGUUUUUCAGAUGUAUUUGUAUUUGAGUACUGCAACUUUUAAGUCACUUAGCAGUAACAAAAAAGAUGAGAAUUUAUUUUUCCAUGUUUCGAUUGGGAAAUUAAGAAUAUAAACAGUCAUAGGUGAAAAGUCUUAUAGACAAGGUGGAGUACAGGUGCCCCUUCUGAAGAGUCUUUCUCUUCUUUCCUGCUAUAAAAGAUUAUGAUUCAAGUGCUUUCUUGGGAAAAGGCCAAGCUGUCAGGUGCCCAUGAAGUCAGGGCUAAGUAAUUUGAAGAGCUAUUCAGUAAUACAGGUAAGUUCAGAUACACUUUUGUAAUUACUAUCUUUGGAUAUUAACAUUCAAGAUACUCUUGCACUUUGAAUUCCUUCUGGUUUGACAAUCACUGGCUGAUACUAUUUUCCUUUCUUCCUCCUCUUUUGGUUGUUGACUACAUGGAAGAUUAUUCAUUAAUCAUGAUCAACAGUUCAUAAAAGUAUUACUAACUCGUGGUUGAUUUUGGGGCUACACACUAUAGUUAAAAUGCUACUUUUAAGAAACAUAGUUCUAUAUUGUAUAUAUGUGUGUCUGCAGAGGAUCACUUUUAUGUAAUGCUUAUAUGUACAGGUGUAUUACUUCGCUCAAAACUCUUCUGACCUGUUGCAGCCAGUUCAUCUUAUGAAUGUGAACAUGGGCCACAGGUCUUAUAGCCUUAGUUUGUGCAGUAGACUUUGUGUGCUGCUACCCUCCCAAAGCUGGAUGAGAGGCUGAGAGAGAGAAUAGGGACUAGAGAUACUCAUUUUUACCUUCACAAAUCUAAAUGUUACCUGUGAAAAAUCAUGCGGUUGUGAAUAUAUGGAGCUGGGUAGAUAGAAGGAAAAGUGCCUCUUUUUUAAAGUGUAGUUGAUACAGAAUAUUAUGUGGGUUUCAGGUAAACAACGUAGUGAUUUGACAGUUAAAAUGCUCACCACAAUAAGUGUAGUUACCAUCUGUCCCCAUAUAAAGAUACUGCACAAUUAUUGACUUUAUUUCCUAUUCUGUACUUUUCAUCUCCAUGAAUAAUGUAUUUCAUAAUUGGAACUUUGUACCUUUUUUAUCCCCUUCACCUCUGCCUCCUCAAAUCCCUAAGGUUUUAUCACAAAUAUUGAGGAUUAUUUGUGUGUAUAUCAAUGUAGCAUUUGUAAAUAAAAUGAAGCUUCAAUAGCA